This is a messenger RNA of Phoenix dactylifera (date palm), 2626 nucleotides long. RefSeq names its product putative serine/threonine-protein kinase At1g54610. Gene Ontology annotation, cellular component: cyclin-dependent protein kinase holoenzyme complex; nucleus. The record is from RefSeq and is a predicted model, not a curated record. Gene Ontology annotation, biological process: positive regulation of transcription elongation by RNA polymerase II; protein phosphorylation. Lineage: Eukaryota; Viridiplantae; Streptophyta; Magnoliopsida; Arecales; Arecaceae. Gene Ontology annotation, molecular function: RNA polymerase II CTD heptapeptide repeat kinase activity; ATP binding.
AGAACUCCCUUUUCACUCCCCUUCUGCCUUCUAUUCUCUCUGCUUUCAUCCUCUCCGCGAAGCAUCAUACCGCCUGGGAUCCCCUCGCCGCCAGCUCCGCACACCCUCCCUUUUCUUUCUGUUUUACCGCCUUAAUCGCUCGAACUACCCUGUCUUUUCCUCAAAAGAGUAAGAAAAUCCCAAAAAAAUUGAGAAAAACAGAUAGAGAGAAGAAGAAGAAGACGACUUCGAACCCUAAAUCUAGGUUUCCCAAUUGUCCUACUUCGCCAGCGUUCCGAUUGCACUCCGAGCUCUCGCGGCGGUGAGCUGAUGAGCGAUGGGUUGCGCCUUCGGCAAGGAUGCCUCCCCCGCCCCCUCCUCCGCCUCCCUCCGGCGGGAGAUGGGGCGGGCCUCCAGCCGCAAGUCUCAGGCUGCCCUGUCCAAGAUCGAGACCGCCGCUGUCGAUGCCCCCGCAGCCACCCGGGCGGAGGAGCGGGAGCGCGCGGACCAAAAAGGAGAGCGGCCGCAUCGGCGGCGGCGGCAGCGGGCGGACCCGAGGCUGGGAACCCCCCCGGGGCAUGUCCAUGGCGAGCAGGUUGCCGCCGGGUGGCCUUCCUGGCUCUCCACCGUCGCCGGGGAGGCCAUCAAAGGGUGGACGCCCCGCCUUGCAAACACCUUCGAGAAGCUCGCUAAGAUUGGGCAAGGGACUUAUAGUAACGUUUACAAGGCUAGAGACACCUUAUCGGGUAACAUCGUGGCUUUAAAGAAGGUCCGGUUCGAUAAUUUGGAGCCGGAGAGCGUGAAGUUUAUGGCCAGAGAGAUCCUCAUACUGCGACAGUUGGAUCACCCCAAUAUAGUGAAGUUGGAGGGUUUAGCGACAUCCAGGAUGACUUGUAGUUUGUAUCUAGUGUUCGAGUACAUGGAGCAUGACCUGGCUGGUCUUGCUGCUAGCCCUGGAAUCAAGUUCACAGAACCACAGGUAAAGUGUUAUAUGCAUCAGUUGCUGUCGGGGCUCGAGCAUUGUCACAAUAGUGGUGUGCUGCACCGUGAUAUUAAGGGAUCAAAUCUCCUAAUUGAUAAUGGUGGGAUACUCAAGAUUGCAGACUUUGGCUUGGCUACUAUCUUUGAUCCUAACCACAAGCACCCUAUGACUAGCCGGGUGGUCACACUUUGGUAUAGGGCCCCGGAGCUUCUGUUGGGUGUUACUGAUUAUGGCGUGGGUGUAGACCUCUGGAGUGCAGGCUGCAUUCUAGCCGAGUUAUUGGCUGGGAGGCCUAUCAUGCCAGGGCGAACUGAGGUUGAACAGCUGCAUAAGAUUUUCAAGCUGUGUGGCUCCCCUUCAGAAGAAUACUGGAAGAAGUCAAAGUUGCCACAUGCUUCAAGUUUUAAAACCCAACAGCCAUAUAAACGUUGCAUAAAAGAGGCAUUUAAAGAUUUUCCACCAUCAUCAUUAGCAUUAAUUGAAACUCUUCUUGCAAUUGACCCAGCUGAACGUCAAACUGCCACUGCCGCAUUAAGAAGUGAGUUCUUCACAACCGAGCCUUAUGCAUGUGAGCCUUCAAGCCUGCCAAAAUAUCCUCCAAGCAAAGAGAUGGAUGCUAAGCUAAGGGAGGAAGAAGCUAGAAGGUUAAGAGCUGCCAGAAGGGUCCAUGCGGAUGGAGUUAAGAAGAUGCGUACACGUGAUCGAGCUGCUAAGGCAGUUCCUGCUCCGGAGGCUAAUGCUGAAUUCCAUGCAAACCUUGAUCAGAGACGGCACCUGAUUACACAUGCAAAUGCAAAGAGCAAGAGCGAAAAGUUCCCUCCACCGCAUCAAGAUGGAGCACUUGGUUACCUGUUAGGUUCUCCACAUCAUAUGGAUGCUGUCUUUGAUCCCCCGGAAGCUUCGUUCAGCAUGGUGUUCCCCUACCAGAAAGGAAAUGUAACAACAUGGUCCGGACCAUUGAUGAACCCUGCUGCUGUUGGCCAUCCCAGACGAAAGAAACAAAAUGCAGGAGAUACCCGCAUUCCUGCUUACUCAAAACAGCUUGCUGGUGCCAAUGGCUCUAAGGAAAUACAGGAGGACAAGGGCAGUACUCGUGUCAGAUAGAAUCUAUAUGCCAAAUAGAACUGUUUGACAUGACCUGGAUUAGUCCCCUGAGGUGCACCAUCUGUUUAAUGUUCCUUCAGUGGUUGGAAAGCCUGCUUCUUGGAUGAAGAGGUAAAAGUUCUUCAACCCCCCUCCUUCCCACACACACACACACAAAAAAAAGGAAAUAAACACACCCCCACCUUCCUUGUUUCCUAUUCCUGUUCAAUUAUUGGAUGGUUAGCCUUGGUAUAUAGGGCUGGAGAGAAUCUUCCAUUACCACAUAUAUUUGAUUAUUUUUUUUUCCAAUUUUUUUGUUCACGUAUUGAAAAAAGAAUGCUUACUAGGUUAUUUGAGUCAAAUAAAUAUUACGGAUUCCUGUCAUCCGUUUGUAAUUUACUCUUGCCAGGGCAUGUCUCUGUUCCUCUACCCUCCACAUUUUUGCCACUCAGAUUUCUGAAAUGCUUCUCUAGUCUCAAAAUUUAGUGGUGUUGACUGUUACAGUGCGAAUAACUCUGACCUAAAAUGGCAGCAGUAUCCUAUAUGAAUAUCAACUUCCAUGAUUGUGUUUUAUCUUCUGAA